AGAACCCAAAUAGUAAGAUAUGUUACUGUUUAUUAGUGUUUUAAGGGGGUUGACACCAGCACAGUCCAAAUCUGUAAAAGUAAGUUUUAUGUUGUACUGGCUUGUCCCAGACAGGUAAAUAUCUUCUAUGUUUUGCCCAAAUGGCAAAUUCAAUCCAAAUUGGACUCAAGCAGACAAUGUCAUACCGUUUAUAUUUUUGCUUGAUGUUUUUCUCGCCUUGGCUUUUGUAUUUGCAACUGAAGGGAAAUGAACCAGUGAGGUUAACUUUUGUGUGUUACAUUUUUGUCAGACUCCCUUUUGUCUUGAGAAUUUUAUAUAACAUUAUAUUCAUUUAAAGCUGCACCAAUGUUGUGUCUUAGUAUAAUAGUGUGUUGAAAAAAUACAAAAAGAACAAGGGGGAAGAGUUUCAUGACAAAAUGCAUGAACUAUAAUGUGAACAUGUAACAGCAAUUCUGCCUUCAUAAUAAUGCUCAGUUUGAGGUCUGUUAAUAUUUUGGUUGUAGUUCAUAGCUGUUUGAAUUGCUUGAUUUACUGCAAAAAUAUGAGAUGCCACUGCAAACGACUACCGCUGUAAUGCACAAUUUGUUAAAUGAAUCCCUCCAGUGAUAGUGUUAAUCAAAAUGUACUAUUUUUGUGUAAUCUGAAUUGAUAAUCUUAUUGCUCUUGAUUGUGCAGGUUUACUGGAGGAAUUGAUUGGUGAGUAAAUAUACCAUUGUUUACCUAUAUACAGUAUAUAUAGUAAUGUAUACACUGUAUGUAAUGUACUGUCUUUGUCACUAGCAGAUGUUUAUUUGGCGAACAUGUUUAUUUGCUAAUUGAUGAUCCAUGCUUUUAUUCUGAAAACACACUCUGGAAGUUUUCAUUUCCCACUUUUGUGAGCUUGACAGUUGGAACUAAUAUUAAACUGGAGAGAGAGAGAGGUGCUUCGCAUCCCCAAGCUGCUUCCAGGGUGGGCUCCACUUUCCACAGGCUUCUCGCCGGGUGGACUGCAACAUGCAGCGACUGCGCUCCCGAGGGGUUUUCCUCACCCUGUGCUUAGCUCCUGCAGCGCUAACAAGCCUGCACCCUGAAUGCGAGUUCAUCUUCCAGCUGGAGAAGGACGAGCGCCGCUGCCUGCGCUCCAUUGCCGAGCAGGGAAACACAAGUGCACAAGGUUGUCAAGCAUUCUGGGACACAGUGGUGUGUUGGCCUCAAGCUGCUGUUGGGGAAACGGUGCACAGUGCUUGUCCUGCUGUGUUUUCCCUAUUCAGAAACAACACUGGGCUAGUGAGCCGAAAUUGCACCGAUGGAGGUUGGUCCAAGCCCUUCCCGCCAUACCACGUCGCAUGCAGCGUGGACGAUGACAUACCGGAGACAGAGCAGACUUACUUUGCCACAGUGAAAGUGAUCUACACCAUCGGGUACAGCAUCUCUCUGCUGGUGCUGACAGCUGCUGUGGUCGUCCUGCUGCUCUUUCGGAGGCUCCGUUGCGCCAGGAACUUCAUCCACGUCCAACUCUUCCUCACGUUCAUCCUGAAAGCCGCGGCGGUGUUUAUCAAGGACGCCACUCUGUUCUCCAGCGACGACACCAACCACUGCACCCUCUCCACCGUAAGACAAGAGGCCAUCGACUGUAAUAACCUGUUUCCUCUCAUGCUCAUUAAAUAGGGCUCCUGGUAAUUCCUCACCCCUCUGUGCUGUUCAUCCUUCUGAUGGUCCCAGUUUGCCUGUAAGGCCGCCGUGGUCUGUUGUCACUAUUGCGUCAUGGCCAAUUUUUUCUGGCUCCUGGUGGAGGCGCUCUACCUCAAUUCCCUGCUGCUCGCCUCCUUUUACUGCAGCCGCCGGUGCUUGUGGGGAUUCAGCCUGCUGGGAUGGGGUGUUCCUGUGUUCUUCAUUGUGCUGUGGAUUGGGUCCCGGGUGUAUUUUGAAAACACAGAAUGCUGGGACAUCAAUGACGACUCACUCUAUUGGUGGAUCAUCAAGGGCCCGAUCGUGCUGUCCAUUGUGGUUAAUUUCAUGCUCUUCGUCAACAUCGUCCGAAUUCUGAUCCAGAAGCUGAGCCCUCGUCUGAUCCAGUUCAACAACUCCUCACGGUACAGACGCCUGACCAAGUCCACCCUGCUGCUUAUCCCUUUGUUUGGCACCCACUACAUGUUCUUCAAUUUCCUGCCCGACUACUUUAACGUAAACCUGCGACUCUGUGUGGAGCUCUGCAUCGGAUCCUUCCAGGGGCUGCUUGUCGCAAUCCUCUACUGCUUCCUCAAUCAAGAGGUGCAAAAAGAGGUGCACUUUCAGUGGCUGAGGUGGCAGGAGAGGAGCUAUGGUGUGGUUUCCCCUGCAGCAAAGGGCAGCAUGAUGGAGACACCCUUCUAGACGUGGCGCCGCAGGACACAAAAACACAUGCACACAAACACAUUAUGUUGCUCUGCUUCAAGACUUACGUGGAAGCCUCAUUAGUCAAACUGAACAUUGGUGAUUUAGUUGAAUAGAGAGCCCAAUUUAAAGACUAAAGCCAUCUAUUAAUAAUCAAAUGUUUUUUAUUUAUUUAUUUAUAUAUAUAUUUUUUUCAGUAUUUUUUAUUUUUUAAAUAAACUUUCAAUUAUUCAACCAAUAUCGAUUUGA
This is a messenger RNA of Phycodurus eques (leafy seadragon), 2601 nucleotides long. It is a transcript of the gene ghrhrl, whose product is annotated as growth hormone releasing hormone receptor, like. Gene Ontology annotation, molecular function: peptide hormone binding; growth hormone-releasing hormone receptor activity; G protein-coupled peptide receptor activity. The transcript has 12 exons. Gene Ontology annotation, cellular component: plasma membrane. Gene Ontology annotation, biological process: cell surface receptor signaling pathway; positive regulation of cell population proliferation; adenylate cyclase-activating G protein-coupled receptor signaling pathway. The record is from RefSeq and is a predicted model, not a curated record. NCBI's taxonomy places the organism in Eukaryota, Metazoa, Chordata, Actinopteri, Syngnathiformes, Syngnathidae.